CUUUCACUUUCCCACUUCCUCUCUCACACACACACCGGAAAACAAAAACCGUCUCUAAUCGGACCGGAAAAAUGGAUAUAUUCGAUAUCCAUAACGUUAAGGCCGAGAAAGCCAACGCUAUGUUACGCUACCAUCAGUUCCGAACAUUCGCGAAGCUUUUCCGAUUCGUUGAGCUAUUUUUAGCCGUGAUUUUGAUCUCGUGGAUCACGUUCCGGUUGCCGUUAGUAAUCGGAAUGUUGUUUGAGUAUUUCCGGUUGUUAGUUUCCGUUAUCGUUAGUCCUCUGUUUAUAUUUCUAAUCGGAAACGUAAUUGUGUUAACGCUGGUGAUAAAAUCCGGUCAACUCGCCGGAGAAGAUAGUGAGAGUAAUGCCGGAAAUGAUAUAUAUAAUGAGAUUGUAAGUAAUGAAGAAGCUGAUGUUGUUCCUCCGGUUCUACUCCAACCGGAUGAAAUUGUUUAUCAGGAUAAACAAAUAAUAUCUGAAGUAAAAAAAAUAUAUAUAAAUAAUAAAAUUAAUAACGAUACUGAUAAUGAUAUUAAAUCUGUAACAGAAUUCUGUUACAAAAAACCGGUUGUGAAUUCGGAUCCGGAUCUGGAUCCGAGAGUUUAUCGGAGAAGUCAGAGUGAAAUUUUGAUGAUGAUGAAGAAAGACUGCAAUGAGGCUUCCGGCAAGUUGAAGCGGUCGGAAACGGAGAUACGGCGGACGGAAAAUGAAAUAAAGGAAAACGACGUCGUUGAGGAGCUAAGUAAUGAAGAAUUUCAAAAGAAGAUUGAAGGAUUUAUUGCUAAGCAAGUUAGGUUUCAUCAAGAGGAAAAAUUAGCUAUUGUUGUUCCUUAGUUUAAUAAACAUUUAAUUUCCGUACAAUUUUUCUAUAAAUACGGAUAUUAUU
Messenger RNA from Erigeron canadensis, 888 nucleotides. RefSeq lists its product as uncharacterized. The record is from RefSeq and is a predicted model, not a curated record. The transcript has a single exon. The coding region runs from base 72 to 836 and encodes 254 amino acids. NCBI's taxonomy places the organism in Eukaryota, Viridiplantae, Streptophyta, Magnoliopsida, Asterales, Asteraceae.